Molecule: messenger RNA, 787 nt
Organism: Aspergillus welwitschiae
Lineage: Eukaryota; Fungi; Ascomycota; Eurotiomycetes; Eurotiales; Aspergillaceae
Exons: 2
Coding region: 55-309 (84 amino acids)
Source: RefSeq, a predicted model, not a curated record
UGGCAGAUUGAUCCCAGCACACCAUUUGGGAACGUUAUUCGGAGUACAGCGGACAUGUUACAGCCACACAAAUCGGGAUUCGCCUCCUGCAAUGAUGACCUUGGUGUGCGACGUGUGAAAGUCGUGAAUUCAUCUGGUACAUUUGGUCAUUGUCUAGUGCACAUGGGCGCCGGUGACCGGAAGGGCAGGGCAUCUUUUGAUCUUCCCAAGGGCAUGCAAAUGCAUCUACCUUACUUCGGGCUGAGAGACUAUCAUAACGUUAGUGUGUUGGUAAGAUCUGUCGAUUGGAAGGGGAUGCAGGGGAGUUAGCGUUAGUUGUUCUACAGUGGGUGUGAAGCGUGAGAUAUGACAGCUCCAGCCAGGACUGCUUUCCCAGACCGCUACACUAUCAGAACUCAGCCCUUUGACUGAAAGUCAGAUACGAUAAUCUGUUUCGAUCUGUCUGUCUGUCUGUCUGUCUGUCUACGAUAUCACACUAUGAGGUUGUUGCAGUCGGGUUUCUGUCAACACAUGGGGCUCACACGUCCAUACCUGCAGGAUCGAUCUAUGGGGUGAUCGAGCGAUCGAUGGCCUGUCAGUCAAGGUAGUUCUCACACUCCAGGAAUCUUGACAAGACCAGGAAAUGGUGGCAGGGAUGAAAUGGCUGGCUGAGCCACUUCAUCCCCCAGUUAUCAACAGGAUGACGUUGGUCAAAUGGAAUGAAAGCGGGAGUCUCCAGGUGGACCGCUUAUAACUGUACAACAUUCCUUUCGGAGGAUUGAAUUGGCAGGAAUUCAUUAAGAUUUGA